GUAACGGUAGAAACGAUUAACAUUGUGAAUAUUUUCCAUUUGAAAAAAUUAAGAAAACGAUACAAAUUUUUUUUAUAAAUGUCGGCAUUUAAAGCUCUCCGCGAUGUCAGUAACAAAUUUGAAAAUGAACUACGAAAACUAUCAACGGAAUUAUUUUCCGCAAAAAUUGAUGAAUCUUUCGAGGAUAUUAUCUCUAAAAAAAUGAGAGAUCUUGCUUUGUUUAAUUCAAAACUAAGAUUAUUGCAAGCAAAACCCUUGGCAGUAACACCACAUGUUACGGAGUUAAACAAGAACGAACAAACAACAAUUAGUGAUUACGCAGACACAGUGACAUGGAAGAUAAUUGAACAACAGGUCGUUAAAACACUAACUCAGACGAAUGCUGUGAAGACUUUAAUUACAACGUCAAGUAUAAACUUAGAUCCCGAGUUAGUUGAAAGGAAAGAAAAAAUCAUUGAACACUUGCAAAAAUAUAAGGAAAAAGAAUCUCAACUCAGAAACUUAGAAUUGGUACUCCAGGAGAAGGAAGAUGAACUUCUGCGUACUCAACAAAUAUGGGAUGAAUCGCUAAGCAGGUUUAAGGACAGCCAGAAGACACCGCAAAAUGAAGAACUUGUUACCGGACCCUUGUAUAAAAAGCUCCAAGUAUUGGUGAAUAAGAUGGAACUCAUGCGUUGGCUCAUAGCCAAGUUGGUGACGUCACGAUCGGGGGGUUACGAUUGGGCGACGGAUCCCCACAAACGAUUGAAUGUCUUAGCAUUAGCAAGGAAGGCUCACACUAUACAAGAUUAUACAGAAAGUUGAUUUGGAAUAAAUAUUUGGA
Messenger RNA from Nymphalis io (European peacock), 823 nucleotides. RefSeq lists its product as uncharacterized. The coding region runs from base 79 to 804 and encodes 241 amino acids. The record is from RefSeq and is a predicted model, not a curated record. The transcript is spliced from 4 exons. Lineage: Eukaryota; Metazoa; Arthropoda; Insecta; Lepidoptera; Nymphalidae.